AUGAAGCUCUCUUCUAUCUUCCUUACAGUUUCUGCAUUGGCCACAACUGGUCUCGCCGAGAAGACGUGCACUCCUAGCUUUGAUUAUUGCUCCGAUGUCCUGAUCAAAGACAAAGGUAAAUUGUCCACUGUCAAGUAUCGCUGUGUCAAACUAAUCGAAGAGAUGUUAGGCUUCACCGAGGCCGAUCUGAAAGAUGUUUUGAAGGGUUCGGAUCUAGAAAAUGAGGAUAUUAAGAAUGUUCUAUUCCAUUGCAAGAACCCGGGCGACGUUGGACACCCCAAGCUCUGCUCGAGCGGAUGCAAAGAUCCAGAGUCAGAGGGUAGCCAUUCAUGCUCAAGCUAA
Messenger RNA from Penicillium mononematosum, 342 nucleotides. RefSeq lists its product as uncharacterized. Bases 1 to 342 code for a protein of 113 amino acids. The record is from RefSeq and is a predicted model, not a curated record. The transcript is spliced from 2 exons. Lineage: Eukaryota; Fungi; Ascomycota; Eurotiomycetes; Eurotiales; Aspergillaceae.